CAGGAUGGGAAAAUCGGCACAUAAGUCAAGGAAGAGGAAGAGGUCGUCGUCAGGGGAUCGACUUACGAGGUUGGAGGAAAAACUAUCACGCUUGAUCAGUGUAUUAUCAAGGAAUGAGGUUAGAGCGCUCGGCGUUCCCUCUCCUUCAGCAUCCGCGUCCUCUCUCCCCGCACAUCAAAGCGACCAAGAGUCGAAUGGCGAUGGAGAUCAGGAAGGACAAAUGGGUCCGCACGACUCAGCAUUAACACCCACUCCUCCCAAGACUAUAAUUCUUGAGGAAACUGAGACUAUCGAAGAGGUACCAGACGAGACUUCGGCGGAUACCCUAUCCAAGGAACUUUUCGGUUCCGAACCGGAAGGAUCAAAUACCCUUCCCUGGAAUGAGCUGGUCAUUCAGAAAUGGCGUGAUCUCUCGCAGAAGGGCCUUCCCCCGGAACAACGGGAGACCCUACUUAAGCAAUAUUGUCCGUCGGAAGAAGCGGCUUUUCUCAAAGCCCCCAGGCUGAAUCCUGAGUGCAGAUCAGCUCUCAAAAAAUAACGCCAUCGUAAAAAGGGACGAU
Messenger RNA from Vollenhovia emeryi, 560 nucleotides. RefSeq lists its product as uncharacterized. The coding region runs from base 5 to 538 and encodes 177 amino acids. The transcript has 2 exons. The record is from RefSeq and is a predicted model, not a curated record. NCBI's taxonomy places the organism in Eukaryota, Metazoa, Arthropoda, Insecta, Hymenoptera, Formicidae.